UGUUCAUCUUUGCCAGUGUCAGAUUGUCUGAUUGAUUAUUUCAAUCCUUGCAUUGUUAUUUUGCUUGCUUCAUUGCUAGUUUGCGUAUGAAAAUAAAAUAAAACUAUUUGAAAAAAAUCAUUAAUAAAAAACUUAUUAUAAAAAGACGUUGUAUCAAAAUGACACUUAUAAUUGUAUCUGGAUUGCCUCCGUGGUGGGAUAUGAAACUAUUGGUGAGAAAAUUAAUACAAGCAAUAAGAGGGAAGUAUGAAGUACUUACUAUAAAAUCUACCAAAAGUACCAGAUGUGGAUAUGUACGUCUGUCUGAUAUGCUUGACCCACAGACAGUCGUGAAUAAAAUAAACAAUACUAUGUUUGGUAAAGUCAAACUACAUGCUACAAUACCUGAUGUUGAACCAGCAUUACCCAGCGCAGUGAAGCCUCUUGGACUGCCAAAUCCUCUUCGCAGAGCUUACGGUAUAGCUAACGAAGGUUCAUUGGGACAGGUGCUCCAUGCUGCUCACUCUGAGAUUUUGGAGGAACUACAAUCAAAGUAUGCUGGUUUAUUUAAGCUCAGUAAAACAACUGGUCAUAAACUACUGCAAACAAUUGCUGAGGACUUACUGAAUAAAUUACGUUGGAUAAUGAUAAAGGGUACGGAUGUUAAUACAUGUUUUAAACUGACCAAGCAGUACAGGAAGUUGCACCCACAUCAUUGUGAUUUCAGUUUGAUUCUGUCAAAUUUUAAUAAUAUAGAAAGGGCAGCGGGGAAACCUCCUUCUGCACUGAACCAGGAUGAUCUUGUCACACCUACGGACAGACCUUAUGUUCUAUCUAACAUGCCAUUGGAUAAGGUGCAAGUGAUUUGUACAAAGUAUGCAAAGGCUAUAAGCAUGAAGUUACAAAACCACAUAAGUGAGUUAAAGACAAGCACCAAUGAAGAACCGAUGGAAGAAGAAUUGGCUGUGCAGAAGGUCAGGUUUGAGUUGAAGAAAAUCAUCCCUUAUAUACCUAUGAUGGUACAGAUAGUUGUAAAGGACAAUAUAUUACAGAAGAAGAGUAUGUACUAUAGAGUGAGAAUCUACGGCGAGCCGUUCCUACCUAACAAGGACAUGAUGCUGAAGUUCCUGAAGAAGUACCACGCGGUGAAGAUGUACCGCAGCGACCGCGCCUUCAACCUCAUGUACUGCAAGGUGCCGCUCACAACACUGCCAAAGUUCGCUGAAGCCGACGGCACUAAUAUAUGCGGGGCCAUUAUGUACAUCCGUCUGUCAGAUGUGGAGUACUACAAAGUGCCGGACGCCAUGGUCUCUGAGAUGUUGUCCUUCAAGCCGGUGAUGCCGGAGCAGCCGCCAUUGCCAACCAGUCAUACAGAUACACAAGAUGAAUAUGAUAAUGAAUGGUGUGAAACUUGGUAGUUUUAAGUUGUAUUUAAUCUAUAUAUAUAAAAAUGAAUUGUUGUUCGUUAGUCUCACUAAAACUCGAGAACGG
This is a messenger RNA of Papilio machaon (common yellow swallowtail), 1470 nucleotides long. RefSeq lists its product as uncharacterized. The record is from RefSeq and is a predicted model, not a curated record. The transcript is spliced from 10 exons. The coding region runs from base 159 to 1397 and encodes 412 amino acids. NCBI's taxonomy places the organism in Eukaryota, Metazoa, Arthropoda, Insecta, Lepidoptera, Papilionidae.